This is a messenger RNA of Galleria mellonella (greater wax moth), 7045 nucleotides long. RefSeq names its product neurogenic locus notch homolog protein 3. The record is from RefSeq and is a predicted model, not a curated record. Gene Ontology annotation, cellular component: basement membrane; extracellular region. The transcript has 25 exons. The coding region runs from base 222 to 4658 and encodes 1478 amino acids. Lineage: Eukaryota; Metazoa; Arthropoda; Insecta; Lepidoptera; Pyralidae. Gene Ontology annotation, molecular function: serine-type endopeptidase inhibitor activity. Gene Ontology annotation, biological process: cell-matrix adhesion.
GAUCGGGCGAUCGCGAGCCAGUCUUAUUCUGACGCUAAAACGUUUCACACGUUCUCAUUGUGGCUUCGCUUUGCCGGCGAGUACGACGCGAGUGACAAACAGAAGUGCUACAAGUGCGAGAUUAGUGGUUUAAGUGAUUCUUUUUUACCAUACGGUGGAUAAAUCGAGCAAAUCUGGAGCGUCACAGUAGUUUAAAGAGCGUCCGCGUGUGUGAUGCAGCGAUGCGGGCGGCGGUGAGGGCGGCGGUGCUCUGCGUCUGCGCGCUGCUCCUGCACCACGCAAACGCGGAGCUCCGUGGAAGAUGUCCAGCGGAGGAGGGGCCGUGCCCAGCGCGGGCGGCGCCCUGCACCACGGACGAUGAGUGCGGGGAGCAGAUCUGUUGCAGUAGCACUUGCGGACAAGUCUGUGUCGACCCGUUGUAUACAGGUUGUGAGAACAUAAGGCUCUCAUCAGAGCGGAUAUCUCGGGCGCUAGCGGCAGAGAACAGCCGAGGCGGACGUGGUCUCUUGAAGUCAGUGCGGGCGCCACGUUGCAGGGCUUCCGACGGAGAGUUCGAGCAGAUACAGUGCGAUAACGAGAUCGUCAGCUCUUGUUGGUGCGUCGACGAAGCUGGCUUUGAGGUAGCCGGCACCCGAGCUCCAGCCGCCAGCCUGGUGAACUGCACGCGCGCUGCCCCGUGCGCUGCUCACACCUGCCGCAUGCUGUGUCCGCUCGGCUUCGAGCUGGACUCUCAAGGCUGUCCCUUGUGCAAAUGUCGGGAUCCUUGUUCUUCCAUCACGUGUCCUGGACAACUGUCUUGUCAGUUAGAAGAAACUCCUUGUUUGAGGCCGCCUUGUCCUCCUGUGCCUACAUGUAAACGCGGAAGGAGUCUACAAAACAUUUGUCCAGCCGGAGAGCCUUUGCUGAUAUCAGAAACGAGUCGACCAUUCCUUUGCGGCACUGAUCCGGGCAAGCCAAAUUGUCCGCCGCUGUACAGAUGUUUAGUUGAGUCAGGAAAUGACUACGGAGUAUGUUGCCCAGCGUCCCUAGAACUCAGAAAGGCUGGUACAUGCCCAGCACAAAACACAACAGAUGUUGAAUGCGGUACACCUUGCGCACACGAUUUAGAAUGCCCCUCGAUGCAGAAGUGCUGUGAUGGGGGGGAGUGUGGGAAGCAUUGCAUCUUACCACAUAAUGUCACGAUGUGUACCCAGCAGAAAAUGCUGGCGGAAUUGCUGGUAAUCAGUGAGAAAGAAGGCAGAGGGUACGUGCCUCAGUGUGCAGCAGAUGGGUCCUUCGAGUCGAAGCAGUGUUCAAGGAAUGGAUUGGUUUGUUGGUGUGUAGACUCGGAAGGCAACAAACUGAGAGGAUCUAUGGGGCCGUCCACAUCCGUUCAUUGCUCCCCUCUCCCGCGGCCUGCGCGGUCCGGUGCCAGGAGUUUGUCUGCCUGCGCGCGCGCUCUCUGCGCUGGCGUCUGCGAGUACGGAUACAAAACCGGAUCAGACGGUUGUCCAACUUGCGAGUGUGAUGAUCCGUGUGCAGGUUAUCCAUGCCCGGAAGGAGAAGAAUGCGUCAGGGUCAAGGAAGCGGAGUGUUCUGGCGAGUUUUGUACGGGAUAUCCUGUAUGUCGACCAAGGGUAUCCUACGAGAAUCCAUGCGAAAUCGGUGUACCGGCGUCGGACGAGUCGGGCGCGGUGUUGUCUUGCGGAAAGGAGGGCGAGGCUUGCCCAGGGAACCACGUGUGCACACAAGUGCGCCGCGACGCAUCCGUCUGCUGCCCAGACCCGCACCAACUGGACAACACUACUGACAGUGAUGUUCUGGAUAUAAACUUCGAAUCAUGCGGCGCGGAAGCAGAAGCAGUGUGUGGUCUGAAUUCUACUGUGAGCUGCCCUGAUGGUGCGUGCGAGGGCGAGUUGACGUGCUGCUCCACUGCUGCCUGCGGACCUGUCUGCCUCGACCCCGCUAAGAUGAGGCUGCAGACCGACCGGGUCGAUGACACGCCUACUAUGUGCGAAUACCUCCGAGAUUUCGACGAAAAGAUGGAAGGCACCGUGGACGGUAUGAAGCUAGCCUUGCCGGCGCCUACAUGUACUGCGGACGGCUCGUACAAGGCCCAGCAGUGCGCCGGCGGACGCUGCUGGUGUGUCGAUUCCUUUGGCACAGAGAUACCAGGCACCAGCACUACUAAUGCAUCCUCUAUCGACUGUGAAAAGGUGCGGUCAGAGCUGCAGUGUCUAGAGCUGACGUGUCGCAUGGGGUGCGACUAUGGGUUCGAGCUGGGCGCGGGCGGCUGUCCGCAGUGCCGCUGCCGCGACGCGUGCGCGGCCGUCUCUUGCCCCGCUGGCCGCGUCUGCACUGUCGUCGACGUCGCCUGCGACGCUGACUACUGCCCGCCUGUGCCUGCCUGCCUGCCGCGUCGCCGCGGGCAGUGUCCGUACCUGGUGCCGGACGCGGCGGCGGCGGGCGCGUGCGAGUUCUCGUGCCGGUCGGACGCGGAGUGCGCGGCGGGCGCGCGCUGCUGCGCCACCGGCUGCGGCACCGCCUGCACCGCGCCGCUGCACCACACCGCCUGCCAGCAGGCCAGAGCUCUGACGUUACACAUAUCGGCAGAGAAAGGCAGUCCGCCAGCUCACACAUGGGUACCGAACUGUGACGAUGAGGGCGCCUACACCAACGUCCAGUGUCGGGACUCGAACCAUACCUGCUGGUGUGUUGAUACUGCUGGUAAUGAGAUUCCUGGUACCAGGACAAUGGAGGGCCAGCCAAACUGCGAGGCUCCAGCUCAGUGCCCUGACCCUGGGUGUAAUGAAGAUGUCAUUUGCCCUCAUGGUCCAGCAUUAGAUGAAAACGGCUGUCCAAUUUGCGAAUGCAGGGAUCUAUGUGCUGAGGCUAAAUGCAGACCUGAUGAAACUUGCGAGCUAGUGCCUUUAGAGUGUGAGGACGAAAACUGCCACCCACUGGUGCGGUGUCGACCGACACCCACGUGUCCAGACGGCGCCCAACCGCUAGUUCCUCCCGGGGAGACAACUCCACUGGCAUGCGGGCCGACCACGGCCGCGUGCCCAUCCACGCACGCCUGCACGUACGCUCCACACGACUCCAGGCCUUCCGUCUGCUGCCCCAAGCCACACACGGUGUGUUUCGAGGCCAAAGAUGAGGGUACUUGCGAGGGAACCGAACGACUGAACACAACUCGAUGGUACUUCAACCAUAAGCACAACCGCUGCGAACGGUUCCGCUACUACGGCUGCUCGGGCAACCAUAACAACUUCAAGAGUAAAGAUGAGUGUAACACCGCUUGUCCUGUGGAAGGGGCUCCCACCAAACUGUCCAUAAAGAAGACUUCACCAUCUUCAAACCUUAAAGGAGAAGUACUGAGCCCUUGUGAGAGACUACGCGAGAAGAAUGAAGCAAAAGCGAAGAAAUAUGGCCAGGUGUCGUUCAUACCUAAAUGUGAUGCCUCCGGCCUCUGGGAACCGGUGCAAUGUAUGCUGGAUAUUGACGUAUGCUGGUGCGUGAGCGCUCACGGCGAGUCACUGAAGGGUUCUAUGGUGCGUGGUGCCAAGCCCACAUGCAAUUUUAGACAAGCGAGAAAGUGGGUGCAACGCGACCCGAUCUACCAACGAGCUAGAGCUGCAGAGGUGCUAGAAGAAUUGAUUAUGCAAAUGACCACAUAUCGAGAAGACGACUUCGACGACGAAGAAGAAGAAGACCUUAGUGACAUAGAAGGUCAAAUGCAAGAAGACGAAUCCAAAGACAACAAUGACAAUAACGGUGAAGACGAAAAUAGUGCAACAGUGCUAUCCGAGGUUGUCGAACCAAGGACAGAUGUUGCGAGGACAGUUGACAAGCCUCUAGAAGUUUCUGAGGAGAAAAUCGUAUUCAAGACUAAAUGUCAAAUGAUGCAAGAAGAAAGUGAAAAUGGAGCUGAGGGUCCUCCCCCUAGAUGUCUAUCAGACGGGUCGUUCUCCCCGCGGCAGUGCUCUCGCGGCCGCUGCUGGUGCGUGGACGCGGCUGGCCAGCGACGGCCACAUGCCACCAUAGUGCCAGAGAUACCAGCUCCAGAUCCUUGUGAACUAACUCAAGUAGACUCGGCUAUCCUGGAGCUAGAACUGCUGAACGUGGAGAGCUUGGUAGCAGAGCGCGCUCGUAAUACGCUGGCGGCUCGACUAGCGGCGCUGGGCGCGCGUGUGCCCGUAGGGUUGCUACGUGACAAGACUGCGACACGACUGCGGGCCGUGCUCGCUGGACCUAGGGCUGUCGACAUCGUCUAUCAUGUUGAGAACCUGGUGAAGCAGGAGAAGCUGUCGGGCGAGCGCGGCGCGCUGGGCGCCGACAUGGUCCGAAGCGAAUACCGAUUGGCCGCGCCACCGCCACCCGCCCUGCAGCAGCGCGAGAUACUCACCGAGUCCACUGUAUCAGCAACAACGUCCUAUCACACAGCACUAAUAGUAUUAGCUGCCACAUCAGCCUUCAUCAUCAGCGUCCUGUGCGUUCUGGUGAUGUUGUACCGCGCUCGACUCCAAAGAGAGCCUCACAAAGCCGAGCGGUUCCUCCCCGCAGCGCCACCCGUGUAUGUACUCUCGGCUGAUGAGAAGGCGGAACUGGCGAGGGUGUUACACGCCCCUCCUCCGCCGCUCCCCACUAGCAACGAUGAUACCCACACGAGAGUGUAACUCAAGUACUACCGCCCCUACGUUACUUGAACCAUUCGUUUUCACCACAGAGUAACAGAGGAUCCAUAAACAGAGAAUAAACUUCAGAGAGCGCUGGAUCUGGACAGUGGUAUUUAUUACAUACAGAUGUGAAUAAUGUGACAUCAUUUUGUUAAUAAUAUUAUUAACAAAAUGUUAAUAUUAUUAAUAAAAAAGUUAAUAGUUAUAUUAUUUUAAUAAUAAUCAGGAUCAUGGUAAAUAUAAUAUACAACAUAGUGCAGAAAUAAGUUCUGUCAUUCCCCCAUCCACCUGAAAAAUCCGAAAAAUUUAAGACCGGGGGGCUUGUUAACAAUUAAGAUUAUCGAUUUUCAGAUUCAACUCGAAUAAUUAUACCAGCCACCUACAAUAAUCUCAUACAGAUCCAUUACUAAACCACAUGGCCAGAACAUUUUCGAAAUCGGCCUAGGUACGGGGUAUUGUAGACAUGUACGGAAAAUUAAAAGCAUUUUCUAUAUAAUUGCAUACAUUUUAUAAGACAUUUUUUUUAAAGCAUCCAGAAGCUUACACUCUGUUACGGGAUCUGCUGUGUUCUCACUUCCAAAGUAAACUUAGUACAGGUAAGAGAAAUUAGGGUCCAAAUAUCGGCUAGAGUUGAAGUAACGUAGUUACGCCCUACAGAGGCUGGCGGCCAUUUUAGUUGUACACAGAAGUAGACCGGAGUUCUUUUUGUGAUUUUCAUGAGACUCUUCGUACUGAGUAUGUGGAAUUGGCCGUCAAUAGAGGUGGAGGGGUCAAAUUAUUAACGGAUAACGGUAACGAUCGCUAAGUAAUAGAAGAUAAAAUAUGUUGCAAUCUACCUAAAGAAAUGGCUCAAUUGCAUUAUUCAAACUUGAUGGGUACCAAUAAUAUAAAGCAUUAAUUAUGCUGAAUAAAGUAAUAAAAUUAAAUAAAUUUUAACUACUAGGUACUAUUGUUUAUGCGUUUUCGACUAUAGAUAUCAAAAUUGAGGAUACUGUAUUUAAUUUAAAAUACUCCUUACAGUGUCUGUAUCUGCACAAUACAUAACUAAUAUCCGGAGAUACAGACGAAAAAUUUCCCUUUAAAGUUUUAAAAAAUGUAAUGGGCCCCAUUAUAAGUGUAAAAAUGGCGCGAAAACUGGGUUCUACUGUUAAUUGACUAAAAAUAUAUAGAAUGAAUCUAUUUCAUACAUACAUACAUACAUAUCUGUCACGCCUGUCUCCCAUUAGGGUAGGCAGUAUCUAUUUCAAUUUUGACAUAAAUAUCAAUUGCGUCGUCUUAGCAAUCGUCACCGUUUUACACCGUUCAUUCAAUCGUUCAAUGGCAAGUCGACGCAGAGCGCGCGUCGUCUUGUCAUUGAAUGAAUUUAACUUGUUAAGUUUUAUAUCACUUACGUACUAUAAGCAGGCGUAGUGGCGUGUGUUAUUGUGAAACGCGCGCCUUUACGCUCUUAGUUCCUCUCGUUGAGUCUCAAUCUUUGCACAUUUGAAUGAGAAUAUAUUGUAAUUAAUUAAAAUUAAUAUACAUAUAUUACGUCGCAUAUCCAGUCAAUAAUACCAAGUAAGUAAAAACUCCUAAAAUAAAAUUACACAUGAUAUUGCUCGCUAAAUUACGUCUCUAAAUAUGAAAUCAAACACGAAUUAACUAGAAAAAGACCUAAGUCUUCGGUGUUAAAUUUUAAUUUUUAAUGCAGACGAUAAAAUGUAAUUUUAAUAUAAAUAUUAAAAAUAUAAUCACUUAUUACGGUCAUUUAUAAUCAUUGGGCAAAACGAUGAAUUUUUCACAAAACCUUUUGACUGUAAAUCUAGUAUAUAAAUACUUUGUUCAGUCAAUAAUAGUAUUGACUGAACAAACCCGAUAAUAUGCACAUAUACGCCGGUUCUGAAUGUUCUUGAAUCUUCUUCCUCAAACAGUAAGAGUUAUACGGUACACGAUCUAUUUGAUUAUGAUAGAUCACUUUGAAUAUUCUCCAGUUUCUACAACCUUCCAAUAUCCGACUAUUGAUUGCCAAAAAUAAUCGUCAAAAACGACUUUCUUAUUACAAAAUAAAUACAUUAAUUAGUUGAACUAAUAUUGUCCUGCGAAGAACGUGACUCGACGUAGAACUAAUCUAGUCUUACCCAUUCAUGACGAAUGUCUUCAUUAAUCAUCUGCGCUGUUCCAUUGCUGUGUCUUAUUUGUAAAUAAAUAAUUUAUGUUCAUUAUAUUGUCGUUUGGAAUAUAAUAUUUUUCAUAAAUCAUUAAAUAAACUCUCAUUGUUACGUAUAGGUGUAACAAAAUGUACCUAACUUCCCAGUUUUACUAUUUUGAGAUGAUAUGAGAUAGUUAAUAUUUAAAAAGUUUUAGUAUGUAUAUUUUACUUUAAAUAAAUAAAUACAUAAUUUUAUACA